AUGGUGAAAUCCCGGCCGCCGUACAAGCCGCCGCCUACCGGCCGGACCAACCUCGCCUCCUGCAUAGUCGCCACCGUCUUCCUCAUCUUCAUCGUCAUUGUCGCCCUCAUCGCCUUCUUCACCGUCUUCAAGCCCAAGCCUCCCAUCCUCGCCGUCAACGCCGUCCAGAUCCCGUCCUUCUCCGCCGCCAACGCCACCGUCGGCUUCACCUUCUCCCAGUACGCCACCCUCACCAACCCCAACCACGCCGCCUUCACCCACUACGACAGCUCCCUCCGCCUCCUCCACGCCGGCGUCCAGGUCGGCCUCAUGUUCAUACCCGCCGGAAAAGUCGACGCCGGACGUACCCGCUUCAUGGCCUCCACCUUCUCCGUCCAGCCGUUCCCCCUCGCCGGCGGCACCGCCCCCGCCCCCGCCCGGCCCGAAAGCGUCGUACCGAGCGUAACGGACGGGCUCGACGGGUUCCGGGUCGGGCCGAGUCUGGAGGUAGAGUCGGUUAUGGAGAUGACGGGCCGUGUUCGGGUCUUGCACUUCUUCACGCACCACUUGGAGGUUCGGGCCGACUGUCGGGUCUCCAUCGCCGUCGGCGAUGGGUCUGUCUUGGGCUUCCACUGUUAA
Molecule: messenger RNA, 618 nt
Organism: Striga hermonthica
Lineage: Eukaryota; Viridiplantae; Streptophyta; Magnoliopsida; Lamiales; Orobanchaceae
Source: the annotation of a GenBank genome assembly